CGAGACGCUUAUAGACCUUCUUGAUCUCAGCCUGGCUGGCGCUCCUGGUCACUCCCAAGAUUUUGUACGGGUCCAUCUCCGGCCCGGCAUGGGUCGCUCCUGUGAGCAGCACUGAGAGGACCACCACUACAGCCAGCGGCACAGACAUCUUGGACGCUGCCAUCACAGAAACCUUUUAACACAUCACGAGAAAGUAGAUUCAUUCCGAGGACGAUCAGACCUUUUUAAAUCUCGACACAGUAUUUAAUUUAGCCGACUUGCUUAAUCUAACACAGCCUUUCCUCCAAACUGACGCUAGCAGAGUAACGUCAAUGAUGACAUGAUGAAGACAACCGGGGUGGCUAAAUAAAAAUGACAUUAUAGCAUGCUAACUACAGAAGCUAGGUAGUAUAUGUCGACUAAGUAAGACAGCAACAGACAUUACGUGAUCAUAAUCCUGUCUGGGCUGUGGCGUUAACGUUAUUCCUCGCGGGUGGAAACGUUCGCACAGCUGUUUUUUUUUAAUAUUUUCAUUGUGGUUCAUUUUAGUUGCGUUGCUGUGGAGCCUAACAAUCUCAACGCAGCUCUACAUUCACCUCAAGCAGAUGCAGUCCACUGGUACUACGCCUCAUAGGAGUUCAUGUUCUUCAGCUUGCUGGUUCACACUGAUGCUAAAGACAGCGACAUGCUCAGGGUGUGUUCAGCAGCAUCACACAGCUCCUCCAGCGCGAGCUCACAACCUGCUGCUGCUGCGGAGCAGGAGGGGAGGGGGAGGCGCCCGGUGUCGACAUUCAUUUUGGGAGAUUGAGUAUUUAGUGGUUUCUUAUGCUUCGUGUGCGUGUGUUUGGUUUAUUGCUCGGUGCGCGGCGGUGUUUAGACUACAUGUACUGUGGUACGCUGGCCGCGGGGCAGCGGCGCGCGGUAAAUGAAAUCAAACGCAUCCUGUUUUUUUUCCCUCUGUGCUCUCUCAGUGGACCAAUCACAGACGACGCUGAUGUAAACACGGAAAUGGCUCAUGCAACUGAGCACAUAUACGAUAAAUGAGAAAGAAACUUAUCAUGUUUGUACAUGAACACGGUUUCAUUUCCCUUUCGCAAACGAGUGGGAGCGUUUUAGGAUAACUACUGUUUCUGUAGUUACAGCUCUUAUGAUCACGUUACUCGUCUGCCUCCCUCACUGAGCUCGUUGUUGUUGAAUUGAGAAUGGAGGAAGUCCACAAGAAGAUUCUUCAGCGCAACAGGACCAAUCUCGUGAGAGACUUGCACCCAUCAAACCUCUAUGAUGGCCUCCUUGAAAAAGGAGUGUUUACCCAAGACAUGAUCGAUGAGAUAAAGAGUGCUGGGACCAGACGUGACCAGGCCAGAAAGCUAGUCCAGGACCUGGAGACCCGAGGGAGUCGGGCCUUUCCGUUAUUUCUGGUGUGCCUCGAGCAGACGGGCCAGCACGGUUUGUUAGAGCUUCUUCAGUGUGGGGCUCCAGCAGUUCAGCUGCAGCCUGCGACUCCCAAUCAGGUUGACCUCCCUGUUGUCCCGCCUCUCCCACUUUCCCUUCCUACUGAUGUUGAUCAGCAGAGAAAAGACGUUGUCCCCGUCUAUCCAACACAGAAACCCAGUCUUACUCCCAGUCCAUCCCCUGAAAGGGAGUCCAUGAGAACAAGGCCACCAGGCAGAAUUAGACGGGACAGUAUUCAGAGCUAUAAAAUGGAUGCCAGCCCUUGUGGACAUUGCCUCAUAAUAAACAACGUAGAGUUUGAACCCGAGAGUGAGCUGAGCAAUCGCAAAGGGUCCAACAUAGACUGUGACAAGCUGGAGGGAAGAUUCAAGGCCCUCAACUUUAUUGUGGAAGUUAAGACCAACCUGAAACAAAGACAAAUCAAACAUGCACUGUCAGCUUUAUCUAAGAAAGACCAUUCACAAUACGACUGCUGUGUGGUUAUCAUGCUGUCCCAUGGGACUGAGGUGAGUCACAACCGCUUCCCUGGCGCCGUGUAUGGCGUGGACGGACAGCAUGUCCCAGUCCAGCUCAUCACAAACUACCUCAAUGGCCAGCAUUGUCCGUCAUUACAGGGCAAACCUAAACUUUUCUUCAUCCAGGCCUGCGGAGGAGGUGAGCGAGACACAGGAUUCGAGGUGUCCCCUGAUGAGGUUGAACCGUCCAUCGGUGGAGCAGACGAUCAGACGGACGCCAUCCCGAUGUCAUCCAGCAGCGACUCUCUGAGCACGUCCGACGAACUGGACGCCAGAGCCACGCUGCCGACCCCGAGCGACAUUCUGGUGUCCUACUCUACUUUUCCAGGUUAUGUUUCUUGGAGAGACCCCCAGGCCGGCUCGUGGUACGUUGAGACACUUGACGGUAUUCUUGAGGAAAAUGCUGCGACCGAUGACUUGGUCACAAUGUUGAUGAUGGUUAACCAUGACGUCUCCCAGAACUCUGCGAAAGGGCUCUACAAGCAAAUGCCUGGUUCCUUUAACUUCCUCCGCAAACUUCUCCACUUUCAAACCCAAGCAUAGCGGCAAAGUUCAGCUUUGCACUUCUCAGUUUCACUUUCAGGGAAUGUUAGUCUAUUUCAAUACCAUAAGGCAGGGGUGUCGAACUCAAGGCCCGCGGGCGCCACGUCAUUUAAUGUGGCCUGCGAAUCCACCAGCAAAAAAAAAAAGUAAAGUUAGAAUUGAUAAUAAAAAUAUCCCCGUCGAAAAUUCUGAGAU
Anarrhichthys ocellatus (wolf-eel) is the source of this 2684-nucleotide messenger RNA. It is a transcript of the gene casp9, whose product is annotated as caspase 9, apoptosis-related cysteine peptidase. The transcript is spliced from 10 exons. The record is from RefSeq and is a predicted model, not a curated record. Gene Ontology annotation, cellular component: cytoplasm; cytosol. Bases 1182 to 2489 code for a protein of 435 amino acids. Gene Ontology annotation, biological process: proteolysis; apoptotic process; intrinsic apoptotic signaling pathway in response to DNA damage. Gene Ontology annotation, molecular function: cysteine-type endopeptidase activity. NCBI's taxonomy places the organism in Eukaryota, Metazoa, Chordata, Actinopteri, Perciformes, Anarhichadidae.